This is a messenger RNA of Mucor mucedo, 537 nucleotides long. RefSeq lists its product as uncharacterized. The transcript is spliced from 2 exons. The annotation marks the transcript as partial. NCBI's taxonomy places the organism in Eukaryota, Fungi, Mucoromycota, Mucoromycetes, Mucorales, Mucoraceae. The record is from RefSeq and is a predicted model, not a curated record.
AAACCAAAUAUCAUGUCUCAAGCUAAUAAAUCAAUCAACCAACACCAAAGUCAUGAAUCUUCUCCUCUCUUGAACAUUAAUCAGUCUGAAUCCUGUGAGGCUAUUUUCAAACGUUUUCGUAAUAAGUAUCGAUUCCAUAUUGGUGGUGCAUGGAUUCUUGCUAUUCUCACUACCGCAGCUAUUGCUUACUUUUUAAAUUACGAAAAGCUGGACUCCAUUGAUCCCAAUCAAUGCACUUCAGACCGCGAUAAAACAUCUACUAUAAUUCUUUCUUUAUUUUUUGGGGCAGCUGCCGCCGACCGGUUUUAUCUUGGAUAUGUUACUGUAGGCAUCGUAAAGCUUUUGACGGGUGGUCUUGCUGGCCUCUGGUGGACUUUUGACUUUGUCUUGGUCUUAAUGGGCGUCCUUAAUGACGUUAAUGGAUGUAUUCUAAGAUAAUUAGGCACAUCUAUUGUAAUUUUACGAGAAUUAAUUUUUUAAAUAAAAUGUGAUUGUAACCAUCCACUACUUGGGAUGGCGCACAAUCUUAUGCGGCAA